This is a messenger RNA of Anneissia japonica, 7320 nucleotides long. RefSeq lists its product as uncharacterized. Lineage: Eukaryota; Metazoa; Echinodermata; Crinoidea; Comatulida; Comatulidae. The transcript is spliced from 18 exons. The coding region runs from base 121 to 7320 and encodes 2399 amino acids. The record is from RefSeq and is a predicted model, not a curated record.
AGCAUUCUCUCAGUCGAUUGAGGGCGCUCUUAACCAAGGUCAAGAGAUUCUCUUAAUCUCAUUCUCAUCAUCGAUGAAAAGCAAAAACGAGAAAGGCACAAAUAAAGCAUAUUUGUGGAAAUGAAUAUUAAGGUUGAAAAUGAUGAUGAUGGCUUUGGUGAUAAGCUAUCCAGCCUAUGCAGAGUUGACAACUCAAACAUCUUUGACCAAACAGAAAACAGCCCUGAAUCAGCCUUGCAUCGUAGGUUGCUAGAACUUGGCGAGGAUGUCACUAUCGAUAACAUGAUGGAGAUGACAAAGGAAUGGGGAAGACAUUACCUAAUGUCUGACAGUGAAGCAGGAGAGGAUGCCAGUGGUACUGAGGAGACAGAAUCUGUUGAAGAUAAAGACCAGGAAGGUUCUAGUACUGAUGUAGGUGCUGCAAGUAUACAGGUGAAACAGGAAGUAGAAGAAAACAGUCCACUAGAAAUCAACAAAUACUCAAGUGUGCAUGAAGAUGAAAUCAGUGAAACAAGGCGGAUCCAAUCGCUGAGAAGGACAAUUUUAGAACCAAUGAAGAGAGGCCAUCAGGAAUGUGCUAGUGAAGACAUUGAGGGUACAGCUGUGAAGAGGAAAAAGAGAAGUUCACUGAACACAUCUGAAGAUGAAUCUCGUGGACAGGACCAUACCUACUGCAUAUCGGCAGACCUGGAGGAAAGUGAUCUUGCUAUAAGAUCAGAAGAGAAAGAGACAUCAGCAAAGUUGUCACAGUUUCUAAAUAUUGGUAAUCAACUGCCAAGAUGGAACAGUCUGGCAUAUGAACGUAAAUUCAAUGAUGUACAACUGGCAGAGGCACUGAUUGACAGUUAUUACUAUGUAAAGCAGGGUGAUGCUGCAAGAGUGCUAUUUGGAAAGGAAUACAAGAAAUGGAUGAAAGUUAAGAAGGUUCUCAACUUAGGAACGCAUGAAGAUUUGGCCCAAUUCCUUUUGAAUUUUUAUACCUCUUGUUCCUGCUCAAUCCAACAAGAAGCAAGCAAAGAAAUUGAUACCCCUCAGGAAAGCCCAGCUGAUACAUUACCAAGUGCAGAAAAAACGCCUAGCCUAACAAAUAUGGCGAAGAAAAUGAGAACAGCCAACUGGGCGGAUGAUGAAACGCUUCACCUCAUAGAUAUUUGGAGCGAUCUGGAAAUAAAACACAAAUUGGGAACAAAAAGACCAAGCAUACAAGCUGUCUGCAGCAAAAUUGCUGCGAGGUUGGCUGAGCUUAGGCACCCUGUACGAACUGAGAUACAAAUCCAUUGUAAAAUGAAGGACCUGAGAAGGCUGUACAAGGCGGCCGUACAUGACCUAAAGCAGGCCGGUCCAGAAGCCCACCUGCCCAUGCAGUGCCAUUUUUUUUAUAGGAUGCAUGAAUUGAUGGUACAUAGGACAUCCAUAAAUUCACCAGCGUGCGCAACUGGAGAAAGUACUCCAACAGACCAGGAUGAAGAUGUUUAUAUGGACAGUGACAAAGGCAGUUGCUAUGGAGACAACACCGAAGAGCAGGAUAAAGAAGACAAUGAGAAAAUGAAAGGACUAAAGCAACAUGACAAAGAAAAACAACAAGAGAGUAUGGAUGAAAUAGAGGUUAAAAGUAAUGACAAAAGUAAUGAUGAUGAUGAUAUAAAAAUUAAAAAGAAAAGAGCCCCAAACUGGUCUGAUGAAGAAGUAAAUCACCUUUUGGAUAUAAUGAUGGUGCCUCACAUAAGAAACCAUGUGGAAUCCAAUUCACGAGACAAAACAAAAACUUGGAACAAAAUUGCAGAGAAGUUGACUAAUCUUGGACAUAUAGAAAGGAGUGGGAUGCAAGUCCAAAACAAAAUAAAGUACCUCAAAAGUACAUACAAGCUUGUCAAUGAUCUAGGUGGACCUGGUACAGAGGCUGGAUGUAUUGAGAAAUAUCCGUUUUACUAUAAGAUUCAUGAAUAUAUGGUAAAUAAGCCGUCAAACAAAGCUGCUGGCCUGAUUGGAGAGAGUGCUGUGACGGAAUUUCUAGAAGAUGUGCAUAUACAUAGUGAUGAAGAAAGUUUUGAUGAAGAAGGUGCCCAACAUGAGGAUGAGGAGUACAAUGAGGAAAUGAAAGAAAUAGAAAAACUUGCCAAGACAGUGCAUAAUGAAAACAUGGAACCCAGUGUGGAAGAAUUUGUGCAAAGCAGUAUACAAAUGCGAAAAAGAGCUACAAAUUGGACAGAUGCUGAAGUCCAUCACCUGUUAGAUAUUUUGAUGGUGCCUUAUGUAAGACAUAAGUUGGAAUCCGAAGUACAUGACAAAAGAGAAAUUUGGAACAGUAUUGCAGCAAAGUUGACUGAUCUUGGACAUCUGGCCAGAAAUGGUAUGCAAAUCCACUGGAAAAUAAAGGCCCUGAAAAAGGUGUACAAGAAUAUCAAUGAUCUAGGUGGACCAGAUUCAGGAUCCAGAUUUAUUGAGAAAUAUCCUGUUUACUACAGAAUCCAUGAAUUUAUGUCAAUUGGGAUGUCCAAAAACACUAUUACAGUUCCCACAACAGUAGAGAGCCCUCUAAAGGAAGGUGAUGAAGAUGUCUAUAUGGACAGUGAUGAAGACAGUUACUAUGGAGACAAUACCGAAGAGGAGGAUAAAGAAGAUGAGAAAAUGAAAGGACUAAAGCAAUAUGACAAAGAAAAACAACAAGAGAGUAUAGAUCAGAACAUCAAAGAAUUUAUGCAACAUUGCAGUCAUAUAACACGAGAUAGUAAUGACAAAAUUAAAGAUGAUGAUGAUGAUGAUGAUAUAAAAAUUAAAAAGAAAAGAGCCCCAAACUGGUCUGAUGAAGAAGUAAAUCACCUCUUGGAUAUAAUGAUGGUGCCUCACAUAAGAAACCAUCUGGAAUCAGAUUCACGAGACAAAACAAAAACUUAUAACAAAAUUGCAGAGAAGUUGACUAAUCUUGGACAUAUAGCCAGAAGUGGGAUGCAAGUCCAAAGCAAAAUAAAGUACCUCAAAAGUACAUACAAGCUUGUCAAUAAUCUAGGUGGACCUGGUACAGAAGCUGGAUGUACUGAGAAAUGUCCGUUUUACUAUAAGAUCCAUGGAUAUAUGGUAAAUAAGCCGUCAAACAAAGCUGCUGGCCUGAUUGGGGAGUGUGCUGUGAGGGAAGGAGUUUCGUGCAUAUCUGACGAAGCCAAUUACCUGGAAGGAGAGGCAGAAGAGAACGAUGAAAAAGAAUUUGAGUACAUAAAAGAUGAAAUAGAAAACACAAAAGAAGAGGAAAUGGAGAACAGAGGGCAACAUGAAAACAGAGACCAACUUAAGAACAUGAAACAGAUUGUAAAUGAAAGUUCUGAAGAAUUUUCAAAACAUGUGUGUACAAGUGUUGAAAGAAUUGUUGAGAACAUGUUGAGUAUAAAAAGGAGAAGAGGAUUUAAUUGGGCAGAUGAUGAAAUUCAUACACUCCUAGAUAUUUGGAGUGAGCCUAAAAUAAGAGAAAUAUUACAAUCAAAUUCACGUAGCAAGAAAGAAGUUUUUGACAAAAUUGCUGUAAAGUUUGCUGAUCUUGGAUACAUUACUAGAACUGGGGCACAAAUCCGUUAUAAAGUAAAGGACCUGAGAAGAGCAUACAAACUGGUGAAUGACAAAGGUGGACCAUCUUCAAUUUCAACAGAUGAAUUGAUGGAGCAGUGUCCAUUUUACUACAGAAUCCAUGCAAUAUUGGUAAACAGCACAUCCAUAAAUGCAUCUGCUAGUACGUUAGUGGAGAGUACUACAAUGGAAGGGGAAGAUACAUAUGACUCAUACAUACUUAGUGAUGAAGAAAUUAACCAGGAAAGUGAGGAAGAACAGAAGAAUGAAGGAAAGGAGGCACUUGAGUACUUAUACCUAAAACAUAGAAUUAAAAUAGAGGAACCUGAAGUAGAGCAACAUGAAAACAGGGGUCAACAUGAAUUUGAAAACAGAGGUCAACAUGAAAACAGAGGUCAACAUGGAAACAGAGGUCAACAAGAAGAUAGAGAGCAACAUGAAGUCAGAAAGCAACAUGAAAACAGAAGUCAACUAGAAGUUGAAAACACAGUGCAACAUGGAAACAGAGGUCAGCAUCAAGACAGAGAGCAACAUGGAAGCAGAGGUCAAAUUGAAGAGAGAGAGCGACAUGAAAACAGAGAUCAGCCUGAAGUUGAAAAUAGACAGCAAUAUGAGAACAGAGGUCAACAUGAAAACAGAAAGCAAGAUGAAAACAGGGAUCAACUUAAAGUUGAAAACAAAGGGCAAUAUGAAAACAUGGAGCAACAUAAAAACAGAGGUCAAAAUGAAAAUACACAGCAACUUAAAAACAGAGUAAACCAUGAAAACAGAGGGCAAGAUAAGAACAAGGAACAGAUUGUGAAAAAUAAAGUCACAGAAUGUGAAACUUUUGAUGAGUUUUUAAAAUACUGGAAUCAAGUUCCGAUGAAUGAUGAAAGUAAUUUUAAAAAAGAUGAUAUGUUGAAAAAGAGAAGAAGAAUUACUUGGGCAGAUAAUGAAAUUCAUCACCUCUUAGAUAUUUGGAGUGAGCCUAAAAUAAGAGCUGUAUUACAGUCAAAUUCGCGUAACAAAAAAGAGGUUUUUGACAAAAUUGCUGUAAAGCUAACUGCUCUUGGACAUGUUGCUAGGAAUGGGGGGCAGAUCACCCGUAAGAUGAAGGAACUAAGGAGAGCAUACAGACAAGUAAGCAACCAAGGUGGACCAUCUUCAAUUUUAACAGCUGAAUUGAUGGAGCAGUGUCCAUUUUACUACAGAAUCCAUGCAAUAUUGGUAAAUAGUACAUCCACAAAUGCAACUGGUAGCACGAUAGGUCUCGAAGACUCGUACAUAAGUGAUGAAGAAAAUGAGGGAGAACAGAAAGAUGAAGAGCAAUUUGAGCAACAUGAAAACAUGGAACAGAUUUUGGAAAAGAAAGGCAUGUUAGAAGAUUGUUUAUAUGUUGAAGAUGAAACAAUAAAUAUAAAAAGGAGAAGAGGUAUUAAUUGGGCAGAUGAUGAAGUUCAUCACCUAUUAGAUAUUUGGAGUGAGCCAGAAAUAAGAGAUGUAUUACAAUCAAAUUCGCGUAACAAAAAAGAGGUUUUUGACAAAAUUUCCGUAAAGCUUACCAAUCUUGGACACUUUGCUAGGAAUGGGGCACAGGUCACCCAUAAAAUAAAGGACCUAAGGAAAACAUACAGGCAGGUGAACGACCAAGGUGGACCAUCUUUAUUUUCAACUGCUGAAUUGAUGGAGCAGUGUCCAUUCUACUACAGAAUCCAUACAAUAAUGGUGAAUAGCACAUCCACAAAUGCACCUGAUAGCAUGAUAGGUCUCGAAGACUCGUACAUAAGUGAUGAAGAAAAUGAGAGAAAACAGAAAGAUGAAGAGCAAUUUGAGCAACAUGAAAGUGUUGAACAGAUUGUGAAAAAAAAAGUUACGGGAGAAGAUUAUUUAAAUGUUGAAAGUAAUGAUAAAAAAGAAGAUGAAACAAUAAAUAUGAAAAGGAGAAGAAGAUUUACUUGGGUAGAUGAUGAAAUUCAUCACCUUUUAGAUAUUUGGAGUGAGCCUGAAAUAAGAGAUGUAUUACAGUCAAAUUCACGUAACAAAAAAGAGGUUUUUGACAAAAUUGCUGUAAAGCUAAUUGCUCUUGGAUAUAUUGCUAGGAACGGGGCACAGGUCUCAAAUAAAAUGAAGGACCUAAGGAGAGCAUACAGACAGGUAAACGACCAAGGUGGACCAUCUUCAUUUUCAACAGCUGAAUUGAUGGAGCAGUGUCCAUUUUACUACAGAAUCCAUGCAAUAUUGGUAAAUAGCACAUCCACAAAUGCAACUGGUAGCACAAUAGGCGAGAGUUCUACAAGAAAAGCUAUUGGUCAAGAAGACUCAUACAUAAGUGAUGAAGUAAAUGAGAGAGAACAAAAAGAUGAAGAAGAAGAAACAAAUGUAAAAAGGAGAAGAGCAUUUAAUUGGGCAGAUGAUGAAAUUUAUCACCUCUUAGGUAUUUGGAGUGAGCCUGAAAUACGAGAUAAAUUACAAUCAAAUUCGCGUAACAAAAAAGAGGUCUUUGACAGAAUUGCUGUAAAGUUUACCAAUCUUGGACACAUUGCUAGAAGUGGGACACAAAUCCAUUAUAAAGUAAAGGACCUGAGAAGAGCAUACAAACUGGUGAAUGACAAAGGUGGACCAUCUUCAUUUUCCUCAGCUGAAUUGAUGGAGCAGUGUCCAUUUUACUACGAAAUCCAUGACUUAAUGGUAAAUAGCACACCCACAAAUGCACCUACUAUCAACCUAGAGAAGAAUUCUUUGAUAGAUUGGGAUGAAGACUUGCAUACCUCUAUGGUUAGUGAUGAAGAAAGUUGUCAGGAAGAUGAUGAAACAGUAACAACAAAAUGGAGGAGAGCAACAAACUGGUCUAAUAAUGAAAUUCAAUGCCUCAUAGAUAUUUGGAGUGAGCCUGAUAUACGAAGCGAAAUACAAUGCACAAAACCAUUUAAAAAAGAUGUUUGGAAUAGAAUUGCAGUCAGAUUAGCUUCUCAAGGCCCUUUUUACAAAACUGGUGUCCAAAUCUACAACAAAAUGAAGAACCUAAGGAAUUCAUACAGGAACCUCAGUGAUGGACACUGUUCAAGAGAACAGAUUUUUAGAGAGUUUCCAUAUUACGACCGAAUCCAUGAAAUAAUGGGAAAUAUGGAAACUACACAUACAACUACUAGCAAGUGUGGGGAGACGACUAUUCAAGGUAAUGUUGUAGAAGAGGUAGAGCAGAAGAAAAUAGAACAGUUAGAGCAAUGUGAGAACAAAGAACAACCAGGGCGAAUACAUGUAGAACAGUGUAAGACUAUGAAGCCAUACGAGAACAUACGCAAGCCUGAGAAUGUGAAGAUGGUCAAGAAAGAAGUUGAGGAAGACGAAACUAUGGAAACAAGCACGUUUGAAGGUUGUUCCAGUACUGUCCCAAGGGUAGCAGUGCGACAUAGGCAUCCAAUAAUAGAUGACCAAGAAGGUCAGAAAAAACCAUCAAAUUUAUCUCCAAAGUCCUAUGCAGUUCUGACGAAAACAAUGGUACGUAUAACAUCAGAGAACAAUAGGAGAUUGAGGGCUGAAGAAGAGAAGAGGAAAAAGGAUGCUAAGCACAUGAAAGCAGAGAGCAAGUGUAUGACAAAGAUACUGGAACUGAUGAAGGCUGAUGUGCAGGGGAGGAAACUUGCCAGGGAGGAAAGAUCCAGGCAACUUCAAACUAUGAUGCAAGUUAUUAGUGGAAAGUCAUUGGCAAAUCCAUUGGCAAAUCAGCCCAGUACUAGUAACACUAAUGAAAUAAUAACAAUAAGUGAUGAUUCUCUUGAUUAG